Gasterosteus aculeatus aculeatus (three-spined stickleback) is the source of this 1571-nucleotide messenger RNA. Its product is annotated as aldo-keto reductase family 1 member D1. The record is from RefSeq and is a predicted model, not a curated record. Gene Ontology annotation, molecular function: Delta4-3-oxosteroid 5beta-reductase activity. Gene Ontology annotation, biological process: bile acid biosynthetic process. Lineage: Eukaryota; Metazoa; Chordata; Actinopteri; Perciformes; Gasterosteidae.
UAUAUUAAUUUUGUAUAGUUAUCAUUUAACCUCGUUUUGCGUGUUGGAUGCGGGGUUGUGUUUUUGCGGUAUGAAUAAGUUGUCAUUCAGUGUGGGAGGAUCCUUUGGGCAGGAUGUGAAAUAUAAUCAGGAAGGAGUUUCUGCUGUGGUCAAAGUGCAGCCAAAUAGGCCUAACUUAAAGUGAGACAGUUUGCCUACUCAAUCUAAAAGAACGCAGACAAUUCAAAUAGUAGUUCGAAGAGUUUGAAGAGCAUGGACUUGACAGUUGAGAAUCACUCUAUUCCUCUGAGUGACGGAAACAGCAUACCACUAAUUGGACUGGGAACAUAUGGGGAUCCACGCACGACUCGUAAAGGACUAACUUAUGAGUCCGUCAAAGUGGCAAUUGAAAAAGGGUACAGACACCUUGAUGGGGCGUUGGUCUAUUUCAAUGAGCACGAGGUGGGACAAGCAAUAAGGGACACAAUUGCAGAUGGGACUGUGAAGAGAGACGACAUCUUCUACUGCGGGAAGCUGUGGAACACAUUCCAUCCCCCAGAAUUGGUUCGACCUGCUUUGGAGAAAACUUUGAAGACAUUAAAGCUGGAUUAUGUCGACCUCUACAUCAUAGAAAUGCCCACAGCCUUCAAGCCAGGAGAUACAUUUUACCCCAAAGAUGAGAAUGGGAAGCUCAUUUAUCAUGAGACAGAUCUCUGUGCAACAUGGGAGGCUUUGGAGGCUUGCAAAGAGGCUGGGCUGGUAAAGUCUCUUGGAGUGUCCAACUUCAACAGGAGACAACUGGAGUUGAUCCUGAACAAACCUGGGCUGAAACACAAGCCUGUGUCGAACCAGGUUGAAUGCCAUCCCUAUUUCACUCAGCCAAAGUUGCUUGACUACUGCAAGCAGAAGGAUAUUGUCAUUGUGGGAUACAGCCCUCUGGGGACAUCUAGAGAUGCAUCAUGGGUAAACCUCAAAUGCCCCCCAUUGCUGGAGGACGAGCUACUGGUAUCAAUCGCUAAAAAGUACAACAAGACCACAGCCCAGGUGGCGUUGAGGUUCAAUGUUCAGCGAGGAGUAGUGGUCAUCCCAAAGAGCUUCGACCCUUCUCGCAUCGCUGAAAACUUUCAGAUCUUCGACUUCUCUCUCACUGAUGCCGAGAUGAAGGCAGUUGAGGGAUUGAACAAGAAGAUUCGUUUUGUGGAGCUUCUCAUGUGGUCCGAUCACCCAGAGUAUCCGUUCCACGAUGACUACUAGAUACCAAUGAUGCCAAGACUUCAUUUCAACAAACAACUACCUUUGUUUGUUUUGUUGCAUGCUUUUACAUGUUUGGCCGUUUUUACUUGGGAAAAAAACAACAGUAGCCUUUUUAUGCUGCAGUUAAUGAACCAUGUAUUUAUUUAACGAUAUCAUAUCAGUUUGUAUUAUCAUUUCAAUGAUUUAAAGACAAAUAGUAAACGCAACCUUGAUUAUUUUACUUGAGACGGGAGUAUAGCUCCUGCUGAUUGUAAGCUGUCAUUGUUUUAUCCUUAUAAUACAUCCAUUUAUGAAUGUGAUAUUUUAGAUCGAAAAAUAAAUAACUUGGAUCAUGUUCA